UCCUAUCUAAGUUGUACUCCUACACAAACAUAAACACACAAUUUCGCCUUUGUCUCUCUUUCUCCUUUCUAUUUCUCCUAUAGCUAUUUUCUUCUUUCUUUCUUUCUUUUUCUAAUGGAUGUGCUCGUGCCAGUGUAUGCAUUCUUGAUCUUGUAUCCCCUAUUCUUGCUGUGGAGGUGGGUCGAUGCCAAAAGAGACCAAGAAUGUUACAUACUAGACUAUGAGUGCUACAAACCAAGCGAUGAUAGAAAACUUGACACUGAGUUUUGUGGGGAGGUGAUUAAGAGGAACAGGCAUCUUGGUCUCCAUGAGUACAAGUUUCUCCUGAAAGCCAUUGUGAACUCCGGUAUUGGAGAACAUACCUACGGUCCGAGGAUGGUGUUCGACGGCCGAGAAGAAAACCCUACCUAUGAAGAUGGAAUCUUGGAGAUGGAAGAGUUCUUUAAAGAUAGCAUUGAAAAGGUGUUGACCAGGUCUGGCGUCUCUCCUCAAGAAAUCGAUGUUCUUGUGGUUAAUGUGUCGAUGCUUGCUGGGAUGCCGUCAGUAUCAGCUAGAAUCAUAAAUCACUACAAAUUGAGGGAUGAUAUUAAGGUAUAUAACAUCACUGGAAUGGGUUGUAGUGCCAGCGUUAUAUCUAUCGACAUUGUUCAAAAUAUUUUCAAAACUCAAAAGAAUUUAUAUGCGCUUGUCAUCACCUCAGAGUCUUUGAGUGCCAAUUGGUACUCUGGGAAUGAAAGAUCGAUGAUUCUUGCAAAUUGUUUGUUCCGUGUUGGUGGGAGUGCAAUUCUUUUGACCAACAAAAGGGCAUUAAAGCACCGAACCAUGUUCAAACUGAAGUGUCUAUUGAGGACGCACCACGGGGCUAGAGAUGAAUCUUAUUAUUGUUGCGUCCAAAAAGAGGACGAUCGAGGUCACGUUGGGUUUCACCUAGACAAGACUCUCCCAAUGGCAGCUACAAGAGCUUUGGUGGACAACCUUAGGGAAAUAUCCCCUAGGAUCUUGCCCAUAAGAGAAUUAGUCAGAUUCAUGAUAGUUUCCUUCUUCAAAAAAUGGAGUCAGAGUUCCGGCAGCAAAGGAGGAGGAGGAGGGACUACUAAUAGAGCAUUGAUCAACUUCAAGACUGGAGUUGAUCACUUCUGCAUCCACACUGGUGGGAAAGCUGUAAUAGAUGGAAUUGGAGUGAAUCUUGAUCUAUCUGAGUAUGAUUUGGAACCAGCAAGAAUGACUCUACAUAGGUUUGGGAACACAUCAGCUAGCAGUCUUUGGUAUGUGCUGGGGUACAUGGAAGCCAAGAAGAGGUUAAAUAAAGGAGAUAGAAUUUUGAUGUUGAGUUUUGGUGCUGGCUUUAAAUGCAAUAGCUGUUUGUGGGAGGUGAUGAGAGACUUGGGAGAUGGUAAUGUCUGGAGGGAUUGCAUUGAUGACUACCCUCCUAAGACAUUAGCUAACCCAUUCAUGGAGAAAUAUGGAUGGAUAAAUGAUGAAGAUCCGAAUACUUUUGUUGUUCCUCGUUAAGGGAAGAACAAGGUGAUCAGGAUUAAAGCCACACAGUAAAUCCCAGUAGUCCGUCGGCUCUUCCGAAUCCUGAGAUGGGAUAUCUUAACUUUUUUAUUAAAAAAAAAAAAUUUCAUUUCUUAUCAGAUAAUCUUAUUAUUAAUAAUUUGUUCACUAUUUUACAAGUUGCUGUUAUUAUUAUUAUUGUGGAUUUCUUAACCCAAUAACGUAUAUGCAGUUUCCAAUAUGAUGAGAAGUUUGCUGUCCUUUUGGAGGGCUGUAAUUUUCUUUUA
Molecule: messenger RNA, 1784 nt
Organism: Hevea brasiliensis (rubber tree)
Lineage: Eukaryota; Viridiplantae; Streptophyta; Magnoliopsida; Malpighiales; Euphorbiaceae
Product: 3-ketoacyl-CoA synthase 3-like
Exons: 1
Coding region: 115-1512 (465 amino acids)
Biological process (GO): fatty acid biosynthetic process
Cellular component (GO): membrane
Molecular function (GO): acyltransferase activity, transferring groups other than amino-acyl groups
Source: RefSeq, a predicted model, not a curated record